Mesoplodon densirostris (Blainville's beaked whale) is the source of this 1668-nucleotide messenger RNA. RefSeq names its product POU class 2 homeobox associating factor 3 (gene POU2AF3). Gene Ontology annotation, molecular function: POU domain binding; DNA binding. Gene Ontology annotation, cellular component: cytoplasm. The record is from RefSeq and is a predicted model, not a curated record. NCBI's taxonomy places the organism in Eukaryota, Metazoa, Chordata, Mammalia, Artiodactyla, Ziphiidae.
AUGGAACAGAGAGGCACAAAGUCAGGGCAUGCAAGUAGGAGCCGGGGAUCCGGAGAGGGCACGGGCCACGCUGUGGCCGCUCCCACUCCACGCCUGGUCCCGAGGGCAGAGGCCCACAGGCUCAGUUGGCCGCUGGCGUCCGCAUACCCCGGUCCACCACCGGUCCUUUCACUUGGCCAUAGUUGUCCCUGGGACUUCUCGGCGCGGACUUUGUGCGCCCAGCAGCGGCGGCGGGAGCUAGAGGCUCACGGUGAGCCCGGGACUCAAGCCGGCGAGGCGCUGGCGGCCCGGCCCUGUCGCCGGGCGCCCCGGCUGAUCGCGCGGCCCGCCCCUCCCCGCGCGGCUCUCCCGCGCUCACUCCAGGGUCGACGUCAGGGCCGGAGUCGCUCCUGGGAUCCCGCGGCCACCCCCGCCCGCAAACGCCCGCCCGGCCCGACCUACUCACCGCGGCUCCGCGGGGCCCGCCCGGGGCCGCGGCUGCCCCUGCUCCCGGCGCGCAGGACGCCCUCCCCGCCGACCCCUAGGGCGCGCUCGGCCUCUCCAGCAAGCCGGGCACCCAGGCCCGGCCCCGCCAGCCCCAGGGGCGGCCCCUUCCGGAGGGCGGCCUCCCGGCCGAGUGCGCAGUCCUCGGCCGCCCCGCAUGCCUUCCCCCGCUCGCGCUGCGCGGACUCGACUCGGAGUCUUCGGGCGCCGCGGAGAAAUGCCUGCCCCAGAAAGGGAGGGGGUGGGGAGAGACGGGAAGAAGAGCGAGCGGGAGCGGAGACUAAGGAGGGAGGAGGAAAAGAUGGAGCGCAGGAAAGGCGAGAAAGGGGGACAAGGUUGGCCAAACCCACCUGUCCGCUGCUUGCCCCAGGGCUGGCUUCCAGACCAAGGGCACGUAGAGGUCAGAGGCUCCCCAGAAGCCACGUCUGGCCUGAAAAACCUAAGGUGUAUCAAGGUGUCCGGGUGAAGAUCACAGUGAAGGAGCUGCUGCAGCAGAGAAGGGCACACCAGGCAGCCUCGGGGGGAACUCUGUCCGGAGGCAACAGUGUCCACCUUUCAGACCCAGUCCCACCAUCUUCUGCAGGACAGUAUUUUGAGCCUGAACCAAUUCCUUCCACACCCAAUUAUUUCCAACCCCGAGAAUUUUCCAGUUGUGUUUCUUGUGAAGAAAAUCCAGGCUUCCUCGACCAGAUAUUUGAUUCCUACCUUCAGACAGAGACACACCCGGACCCUUCGCCCAAUUCCAUGCAAAGUACUCCACACUAUUUCCCAGACAGCUUCCAGGCUGCCCCUUUCUGCUUUAACCAGAGCCUGACCCCAGGAUGGCCUUCGGAUUCCUCCACUCUCUCUGGUUCCUUAGACUACAGUUACUCUCCUGCUCAGCUACCUUCAUAUACUCCAGAGAAUUACAACUCUCCCCCUUCUCUGGACACCAGAAACUGUGGCUACCCCUCGGAAGACUACUCCUACCCUCACCUGCCCUCACACACCCAGUACAACUGCUUCUCCUCUGCCACCGCCUCUGUCUGCUGCUGUGCAUCCUGCGAGGCAGAACACUUGGACACCUUCAGAGCUUCAGAGUGUUUUUCUUACCCCAGCACAGACUAUGUGAACCUCACUCCCUCAGCAGCAGCAAGCAGUGAUUUCUAUAGGAGGGAAACAAACUGGGACAUCUGCUAUAGUUAA